AUGUUAUUCGGCGUUCUCUUGCUCAUGGAUACUGACGAAGCCCUCCAGUGUGACCAACUCUUCGCCGCAGGACUGCAAGACCUGGUUCUCCUACGCGGGUCUGCCGCUUACGUGGACCGCGAAUCUUCUUACUGGGCGGCCAACAACCCACUGCACCCCAGUUGCAUCGUCCAACCCCGCAACACCGAAGACGUCUCGCGCGUAAUCAAGGUGCUUGCCAAGGCAAACAGCUUAAUUGCCCUUCGCAGUGGUGGCCACACCCAAUGGACGGGCUCCAAUGACAUUCACAAUGGGAUCACCAUAGACUUGGGCCGAAUGACUACUGUAACGUACAACCCCCAAUCUAAGCUUGCCUCAAUCCAACCAGGGCCACGAUGGGGUGACGUCUACGAAGAGCUUCUGGAAUAUGGCGUCUGCGUCCCUGGUGGUCGUGAUGGUAACGUUGGCAUUGGCGGCUUCCUAACUGGAGGUGGUAAUUCGUACUAUGCCGGUCUAUAUGGUUGGGCUACAGACAAUGUAGCCAACUUUGAGGUUGUUCUUGCUGAUGGUUCUGUUAUUGAUGCGAACCCUAAGUCGCACUCCGACCUCUUUAGGGCUCUUAAGGGAGGAUCUGGAAACUUUGGCAUCGUGACCCGCUUUGAUAUGUAUACCUUUCCAGCACAUGAUGUCUGGGGUGGUAUACGCGCCGCGGUCAGGGGCAAAGGGGACGAACUUGCACAAGCUAUGGUCGAUUUUACGAACAACAAUAAGAAGAACCCGGAAGACGCAUAUAUCAUCAACUACACCUUCAAUCCUAGCUCCUCAUCGGACGCUCUGGUCGCUCACGUUGUGGUCGAUACCCAUGGAGUCGUCAAUGCACCAGCAUUUGAGCAGAUUUUGAAGAUACCAGUCAUUAUGGACGACGUCAAGACGAGAACCAUGGCAAAUAUGGCAAACAGUUACCUGCUUCCUAGUGAUGAGCAGCAAGUCUGGUUUACCCUCACGUUCAGAAAUGAUGUGAGAGUCAUCAAAAAAGCGGGUUUACUGCAUGACGAACUGGUUGAGGAACUCAAACGUGAGAUGCCAGCAGGAAAUUACACGACCCAGUGUCUUUUUCAACCCGUUCCCACCCUUUUCACGGAACACUCGAUUCAACGUGGAGGCAAUGUACUCGGGCUCGACAACGUCAAGGAAAAUGCGCUGAUGUGGCUAAUCACUGGCUCCUCGGAAACUGCUGAGCAACAAAAGAUCAUGCGGGAGAAGCUGACAACGUUUUACACUACCUUGGACGCAUAUGCGAAAUCACUAGGUCUCAAUAUCGCCUGGCAGUAUCUGAAUUACGUGGAUCAGACACAGGACCCACUCAAGAGCUACGGUCAGCAAAAUGUUGACUUCAUUUGCAAGGUUUCGAAGAAAUACGAUCCGUCCCAAGUUUUUCAGAGCAAGGUAGUGUCGGGUUGGAAAAUUUCGAAUGUCGGCACAUGA
Didymosphaeria variabile is the source of this 1464-nucleotide messenger RNA. RefSeq lists its product as uncharacterized. The transcript has 4 exons. NCBI's taxonomy places the organism in Eukaryota, Fungi, Ascomycota, Dothideomycetes, Pleosporales, Didymosphaeriaceae. The coding region runs from base 1 to 1464 and encodes 487 amino acids. Gene Ontology annotation, molecular function: FAD binding; oxidoreductase activity. The record is from RefSeq and is a predicted model, not a curated record.